This is a messenger RNA of Silurus meridionalis, 3458 nucleotides long. RefSeq names its product GLE1 RNA export mediator (gene gle1). Gene Ontology annotation, molecular function: phospholipid binding; translation initiation factor binding; inositol hexakisphosphate binding. Gene Ontology annotation, cellular component: nuclear pore; cytoplasm; nuclear pore cytoplasmic filaments. The coding region runs from base 364 to 2301 and encodes 645 amino acids. The transcript is spliced from 16 exons. NCBI's taxonomy places the organism in Eukaryota, Metazoa, Chordata, Actinopteri, Siluriformes, Siluridae. The record is from RefSeq and is a predicted model, not a curated record. Gene Ontology annotation, biological process: regulation of translational termination; poly(A)+ mRNA export from nucleus; regulation of translational initiation.
GGUAUUAACGCUGUUUUUUGCUUGCCUCAAAAUGCCAGCUAAAAGUCUGAGAUGGGAGACGUUGGAAGCGUUGAAAAAUUCACCGAAAGCAAAAAUCAAAUACACGCCAGACUGGAAUGAAAUGGGGGAGGGAAAACAUAACGAAAGCUUCCCUGCUUUACGAAGAUGCGUUCUUUCUCCAUUCUGCAUUACCGUGGUGCUGCAGUCUUAAUGUGGUUUUGUAGAGUGCUUACAUCGUAGUUUGUUUUUCAGGACAUUUUAGCAGGCUGUAAAGAGGUAAGUAGCCUGUCCCCAUUCUCGGAGCAAGUUCUGAAAAGACUGAGCCCUCAGUCUGUGCUGAAAAGUGGUUUCUGUCUGGGUUCCAUGAUCUCUGAUGCAAGCACAUCUGAGGAUGGCCUGAAGAUAAACUCUGGCUUAGCUGCUGUUAAAAUGUGUCAUACAUUAACUACCACAACGCCUACUUCACCACUGCUGCCUCCUGUUGAAAAUGAGCUGAAGGCAACUGAUGAUAAGUUAUUGAGUUUGAGCUCCACUUUGGACAUGUGCAGCAGUUCACCACCACCCUUUUCUGUCCACUCACCUAAGGCCUCUCAGAUGGCUGGCUGCAUCCGCAUCUGUGAGAAGAAACACUGGGCAAAAGCCAAGUCAGAGCUUAAACUAAGGCAGGAGAUGCAGGAGUGUCUGGUGGCUGGUAUGGCUAGUCGAGAGUCAGAGCAGCUUAAACGGUUUGAGGAGUUCAUGGAGCUUAAGCAGAGGCAGGAGUAUCAGAGCAUGAGGGACAUGAUGGAAAAAGAAACACAGGAAAGCCUUGGACGGCAGGAGAAAUUAAAGGAAGAACAUAGACAUAGAAAGAAGAUCCUAAACCUGCGUCUGCGGGAAGCAGAACAGCAGAGGCUGAGGCAGGCAGAGCUUGACCGACAGAGACUUCUGGAGGGCAGGGAUAGGCUGAGAGCACUCAAUGCCAUUCAGGAGGAAGUGCUUAGUCUCAAUCUCCUUUUGGAACCAAUUUACACACAAACAAGCCCAACCUUGGAUUACACAUCUUAUGUCACCCGUGGCAACCACCUUUGUUCCCAGGUUUCAGAGGUGGUACGCACAACAACUGAAGGACAGUUUCCAACUGUUGAGGACAUGACUGUGGUAGAACGGGUUCUGCAGGAAAUGAGAACACUGGUUAGAGCCAUUCAGGAGGAGUUUGCCCAGGAACAUGAGAAAAAGAAGAAUGAGCAAGAGGAAGAAGAGUACAGGAAGAAACAGGCAGAGAUGAACACCCAACAAGAAGAACAGAAGAAAAGCACAGCAUUACCUUUUAAAGAGGGUGCCAAAAAACAAGGCCUGCAGUCUGUAGCUGAUGAUAGCACCUUGAAAUGGUACAAAGAGCUGCAAAGUUUGGCCAGCCGUUGCGCACAGACCUUUGAAGAUUUGAACAACACUAAGGAUAAGCAGACAAAAAAAUUGAGGAUGGAGCUUCAAAAAGCUGCAACAAUUCCUGUGAGCCAGAUCUCCAGUAUUUCAGGUUCACAGCUAAAGGAGAUUUUUGAAAAGAUUGAUAAACUGUUAUUAGGGAAACUAGUUGUGUCUGGUGGAAAGACAGUUUCCACAUCCCAGCAUCCUCAUGGACUAGAAUUUGUAAGUUAUAAAUUGGCAGAAAAGUUUGUGAAACAAGGAGAAGAAGAGGUGGCAUCUCACCAUGAAGCUGCAUUUCCAAUUGCAGUUGUGGCUUCAGGUGUGUGGGAGAUUCACCCUAAAGUAGGAGAACUCAUCUUAGCCCAUCUUCACAAAAAGUGCCCUUAUGCAGUUCCUCACUACCCCCCAUUGAAGGAUGGCAGCUCUAUUGAAGAAUAUCAGCAGAUUCUGGGAUAUCGUGUGGAUGAAUCGGGUGUGGAAAGUCACGACAGUUUCUUAAAAAGGAUGUCUGGAAUGAUCCGACUUUAUGCAGCAAUAAUACACCUAAGAUGGCCUUACACUAACAAACAAGGGGCAGACCCUCAUGGACUCAAUCAUGGCUGGCGUUGGUUAGCUCAGAUGCUUAACAUGGAACCUCUUGCUGACAUUACAGCAACUCUUCUGUUUGACUUUCUAGAGGUUUGUGGAAAUGCACUAAUGAAACAAUACCAAGGACAGUUUUGGAAACUUCUGCUCCUCAUCAAAGAGGAAUACUUUCCCAGGAUUGAAGCAGUAACCAACAGUGGUCAGAUUGGCUCUAUUACAAGACUUAAUCAGUUUUUGGAGAAUUCCUUAAGAAACAAGCAGAUUGAGCCACCGAAAGGACAACUGAACUCAGCCUUCUGGAGAGCCUGAGGAUUUUGAUUGUUCAUCUGUUAACGAGUCAUAGUUUGUAUUAUGACCCCACAAAUCCAUGGCUGCUGAUGAUCUUCUGUUUAUGCAUGGUACAAAAUAUAAUUAGUUUGUUAUACAUAUGCUAAAAUGUACCCGUUUAAUAUAAUAGGUAAACAUGUCCCCAUGCUCAUUCAUUAAAUUACCUAAUUAAUCAUUCAAGUUGCAGCAGUACAAUGCGUAAAUAUCAUGUAGAUUAAAGUCAUGAGUCCACAUCAAACAUUUAGGAAUGUGAUGUUAGUGACGUUGGCUGUUUUGUUAUGACAUAAGUAUACUAAACUGGAAAAUUUUAAAUAACUUUCCAGUUUUUCUGUUCACUAAAGUUGUACAGAGCUGUAUCUGUAGACCAUCUGUCAGCUCAAAGUAGUCUGAAUAUUUUCUAAUUUUCUCAUUAACAAGGUAUUUCAGCCUUGAACUGCAUUUUACUGUUUUUUUCCUUGACCUUUCUGUGUAAACUCUAGAAUCAGUCGUGUGAGGAGAUAUUAGGGGAUCACCAUUUUCUGGAAUAGGCUAAACGGAUUAGCUGGCAUCAACAUGUCAUAAAGAUCACGUUUUCCAUAUUCUGAUUUUGAACAUUCAUUUAUGCAUUGUGCUGCUGCUGCUACAUUUUAGCUAAUUGUGUGUCUGUGCAGAGGUAUUGUUUCUGUUAAAGUGAUCAGUGAGGUUUUUUUUGUUGUUUUAAAUAGCCUGUGAUGUAUUUUCCUUGUAAAAAUGUGUGUAUUAAUGUCAUAGGAUAACUUAUGGAAUGUUUGAUUUGUUACACCAUGUUUUAUAAUUAUUAGAAAGGUACUGCAGAUAGUAGAAAACAGACUAACCAUACUAAAAUAAGUACAUUCUAAAAAACUACUAAUGCAUGGAAAUCAUUGUGAUUCAGACAUGGUUUUAAUGAGCAGUUACUUGAAACCAAAAAGGGUAAUAAAUAUACACAUGCUGUGUCAGAUCAUGUGUUUGUAUUUCUGGUAGGGUCCAUUCCCAGUUUCCAGUUGACCUUCAGUGAUGAUUAUAAAGUGGUUUUGAAGAAAUUUUUACCUUUUUCACAUAAUUUGUUUGACAAAUAGACAUAGUAUGUGCAUACAAAGUGCAUACAAAAUUGUCUAUUAAAUAAAUUCAAUUCACACAGA